UCUGGCUGUCCAGCCAUGGCCCGCUUGCUCCGGGCUGCGACCUGGGGGCUGUUCCCUUGGAGGGACUACUGCUCUAGGGCGACGCAGGCUGAAGUCAGCAAGGACUUUGUGGAGGCCCUGAAGGCAGUGGUGGGGACUCCCCACGUGUCUACUGCCUCUGUGGUCCGAGCACAGCAUGGGCAGGAUGAGUCGAAGCACAGGUGCCGCCCUCCAGAUGCCGUGGUAUGGCCGCAGAAUGUGGACCAGGUCAGCCAAGUGGCAGCCUUGUGCUAUAGCCAAGGUGUGCCCAUCAUCCCAUUUGGCACAGGCACUGGGCUUGAGGGUGGCGUCUGUGCUGUGCAGGGUGGCAUCUGCGUUAAUCUGACCCAUAUGGACCGAAUCCUGGAGCUGAAGCCAGAAGACUUCUGUGUGGUGGUACAGCCUGGAGUCACUCGCAAAACUCUUAAUACCUACCUUCGGGACAGUGGCCUCUGGUUUCCUGUGGACCCUGGUGCAGAUGCCUCUCUCUGUGGCAUGGCAGCCACUGGGGCCUCGGGCACCAACGCAGUACGCUAUGGCACCAUGCGGGAAAAUGUGCUCAACCUGGAGGUGGUGCUGCCUGACGGGCGACUGCUUCACACGGCAGGCCAAGGCCGCUAUUUCCGGAAAAGUGCGGCCGGCUACAACCUCACGGGGCUCUUUGUGGGCUCCGAGGGGACACUGGGCCUCAUCACAGCCACCACCCUACGCCUGCACCCUCUCCCUGAGGUCACGAUGGCUGCUACCUGCGCAUUCCCCACUGUCCAGGCUGCUGUGGACACCACCGUACACAUCCUCCAGGCUGCAGUGCCCGUGGCCCGAAUUGAGUUCCUGGAUGAAGUUACAAUGGAUGCCUGCAACAGAUACAGCAAACUGAACUGCUCCGUGGCGCCCACACUCUUCCUCGAGUUCCAUGGCUCUGGGCAGGCGCUGGCAGAGCAGGUGCAGCAGGCAGAGGAGAUAGCUCAACACAACGGAGCCUCCCACUUCUCCUGGGCCAAAGAGGCUGAGGAGCGCAGCCAGCUCUGGGCAGCGCGGCACAAUGCCUGGUAUGCUAUCCUGGCCCUGCAGCCAGGCUGCAAGGGCUAUUCCACCGACGUGUGCGUGCCCAUCUCUCGGCUGCCAGAGAUCAUGGUGCAGACCAAGGAGGACUUGAAGGCCUCAGGACUCACAGGAGCCAUUGUUGGGCAUGUGGGUGACGGCAACUUCCACUGCAUCUUGCUGAUCAACCCAGAUGACUCUGAGGAGCUCCAGAGGGUUGAGGCUUUUGCAAAACAGCUGGGCAGGCGGGCUCUGGCUCUGCAUGGGACAUGCACUGGAGAGCAUGGCAUUGGACUGGGCAAGCGGCAGCUGCUGCAGGAGGAGGUGGGCACCGUGGGCAUAGAGACCAUGAGGCAGCUGAAGGCCACGCUGGACCCCCGAGGCCUCAUGAACCCAGGCAAGGUGCUGUGAGAGGCUCUGGAUACUCAGAAGACCCGGACUAUGGUGCCCCUCUUCUGGAACUUUCCUUUAUGCCACUAGCCCUUCGAGAUGCUGUGUUCACAUGCCAGCUAGCUCUCUAAAUCUGGGGUCCAUGGCCAGAAGGCUGGAAGAGAACUCUGGGUGCUGGGCUCCUCCCUGGCCCCCCUUGCUACUCCAGGGAACCUUUCAUCCAGUAAAUGAUCCAGGCCGGUUCUGGUAAAGCUGCCUCUUCUCUGCUCUCUUACACAUCCUGUCCUGGCUGGGAGAAAGGGUGUGGGUCCACCUCAAGACUCAGAUGACACCCCUCCUUUGAUGCCUCCCCACUGCUGAGGGCCCAGGACCCUUCCCCCCCACCUGUGACCGGAGUGCUCCUUUCCUUAUGUGGGAAAGGACGUCCACUCCCUGUUAACAGCUCUUCUCCUUGGGGCCCUCCAAACAAAUCUGAAACCCACCUGCAGCUGGUGGAGAUCAGCAGGCAGCCCAUCCCUCCAUUCCCGCUCAGAGUUCUGUCCUUUAGCCAGUGAUGCCUUGUUUUGGGCCUGUCCUUUUGACUUGUUGCUGCCUAGGGAGCAAAAGUAGUGCCCACGUUUCCCAAAGAAACCCAGGUCCCUGGGUUGAAACCCUGUCUCAGCUACUCUGUGUGAGAACCUUAGGCCUGGGGACCUGCCGUGGCAGAUGUCAGAAUGACAGGCCCUGCAAUACUGUAAACAUGUUCCUCAAGCAGCCGCUGCCAGUGAUUAAAAGUGGAAGUGAAACUA
This is a messenger RNA of Otolemur garnettii (small-eared galago), 2237 nucleotides long. RefSeq names its product lactate dehydrogenase D (gene LDHD). The record is from RefSeq and is a predicted model, not a curated record. Lineage: Eukaryota; Metazoa; Chordata; Mammalia; Primates; Galagidae. The transcript is spliced from 11 exons. Gene Ontology annotation, cellular component: mitochondrion. Gene Ontology annotation, molecular function: D-lactate dehydrogenase (NAD+) activity; FAD binding; D-lactate dehydrogenase (cytochrome) activity. Gene Ontology annotation, biological process: lactate catabolic process. Bases 16 to 1470 code for a protein of 484 amino acids.